Messenger RNA from Misgurnus anguillicaudatus (oriental weatherfish), 9442 nucleotides. The record is from RefSeq and is a predicted model, not a curated record. Lineage: Eukaryota; Metazoa; Chordata; Actinopteri; Cypriniformes; Cobitidae.
AAAAUGUAACGCGGUAGAUCAACAAGUGAAUGUUUAAUGCUUGCUUUUGUGCCACUUCUGGCGGUGAAUACGUUUUAAGAAAUAGAAAUAUAAAGUUGUGGUCGCGCUUCGCCCUUCGAUAGCAGACGGGCUUAUCAGAGGUGGUGUAUCAUUUGGAUGUUACAGAAGCACCUCCCUUCCUGCAAAGAUACAGAUCGUGCUUCCAGGGUGAUACACUCGGCGUGUGCUGAUUGGCUGAAACCUUGACGAUGCGCUGAUUCUACACCAUGGCUCAGGAGGCUCUGUGGAAAUACCCACAAUCCUCAGCUCCCUAAUUUACACCGACAGCGUCUGAGGCUCAUCGAGAAAACCUGUCCAAGCCAUGAUGUCGGUCUGUGUGCCCCCACCACGUAACUCCUCCCCCUCUGUGGAUGUAGCCAAUCGCAAUGGUCCCCCUGCAACUCCGCCCACAUCCCUCAGCUUGCGCUCUUCACACAAUCAACUGCUCAGUGGUGAUGUCAUCAAACAGGGCCAGUCCACACCUCCAAAGUGUCGGAAAAAGUACGCCCUCACGAGCAUCCAGAGCGCAAUGGGACUCGGAGAAGGUGGGACACCACCGUCAUCAUCUUCCACUGCCGCCAAUCCUAAACUGGCCAAAAACGGAGCGAAUCAGUUACGUAAAGCCGCAGAACACCAGGAUCACAACAAGAACACCACCAAAGAAGAUGAAGAUGGUAACACGGCCGUCGAAUCGGAGCUCAACAUUGAUGAUGACGAUGACGACUUGACCGUUGAGGAAUUGAGCCUUGACAGCGAGUCCAACAUUGACGUUGAUCACAGUGACUUUGACGCUAAUAAUCAGCUUGUUAAUGAGGAUGUAAAUGAGUCGAUUAAUGAUGACACUAAUGAGGAGGAUCUUCAACCCGUGGAGAAUUCUGACAACCUGCUCAUCCUGUCUGAAAAAUCCGAGAUCGUCUCGGACAGGAAGUCCUCAGAAAACCUUAAGUCCAAGAGUUACCUGGAGUCAUGCCUUGACGACCUAUCGUACGACCUGCCUAACGUUCAGGAUGAUGAUGAUGUCACAAAACCAUUGCUGAUAAAAGAGAAAAAUCCCACAUCUCCAAGGAAACAGCAGAGCCCUGAGGACACUCCCCUGCUGUCGGUUGGCUCUUCGUCUUCCUCUUCCUCACCGGAGACGAAAAAGGACCGACCACGGACAGGAGCCAAGACGGACCGUGCGCUAAACCGCAUCCAGAACCUUCCGCACAGCGACGAGGAGUGCAGCUGGACAACACUAUCACAGGACAGCGCAUCGCUAGGCUCACCAGAGGAAAGCGAUAUCUGGGGCGAGCAGUCGUUUCAGACAGACCCUGAUUUGCCUCCAGGAUGGAAGAUGAUGACAGACAUGGCUGGUAUUUAUUACUGGCACAUUCCAACGGGUACCACACAGUGGGAAAGACCCGCCCCAUGCCAUCCUGUGCCAACUGGCCCCAGUCAUGCCAGCCGCAAACACUCACUGGGCUCUCUUUCGCCCUCACCCACUCCAGAUCAUGAGUCAAUGUCUCAUGCCGAUGUGUUUUUUGGAGCAUCAAGCCGUUCAGGCAGCACCGCCUCUGACUGUUCCGCUGAUCCCGCGCCUAUCCCUACAUCUUCCUGUGUAGACCCCACCCCUACUCUGUCCUCAAACUCUUCCUCAUCCUCUGACGGAAAUGUUCCUUCCUGCGGAUUUGUCAACAGCUGUUACUUUCCUCGUUCAUCAUCCCUACAGAUAAUGCCAGGGAAGGACAGACACUCUGAGACACGUCAUCGAGAGGAGGACAAGAAACAGCCAUGGAGUGAUUUUGCAGUGGGAAAGAUUGAUAGUGAGAUCUGGAAGGAUCUGCAGGCAGCCACAGUAAACCCUGACCCCAGUCUAAAGGAGUUUGAAGGAGCAACUCUCCGAUACGCCUCCCUCAAGCUACGAAACCCUGCUCCUGUGGAAGAGGAAGAUUCGAGCAGUGUAAACAGUGACCCUGAAGUCAAGUGUUUCGCUGUGCGAUCUCUCGGCUGGGUUGAGAUGGCAGAAGAGGACUUGGCUCCCGGUAAAAGCAGUGUCGCUGUUAAUAACUGCAUUCGCCAACUGUCUUACUGCAAGAACGACAUCAGAGAUACCGUGGGCAUCUGGGGAGAGGGGAAGGAUAUGUACCUUUUUCUAGAAAACAACAUGCUGAAUCUGGUUGACCCGAUGGAUCGCAGCGUUCUACACUCUCAGCCAAUAGCAAGCAUCCGUGUGUGGGGUGUCGGACGUGAUAAUGGAAGGGAUUUUGCAUACGUAGCGCGAGAUAAGGACACCCGCAUAUUAAAAUGUCAUGUGUUCCGCUGUGACACCCCUGCCAAAGCCAUCGCCACCAGUCUGCACGAGAUCUGCUCCAGGAUCAUGACAGAACGCAAGAAUGCUAAAGCUAUGGCUGGAGGAUCCCUACAGGACAGAUCACAUACCGGACUUGACCUCCCACUACAAGCAGAGUUCCCCACACCAAAGACUGAACUGGUGCAGAAAUUCGAAGUGUUAUAUGUUGGUAUGACGCCAGUUGCUAGACCUAUAGGCAUGGAAGUUCUCAACGGUGCAAUAGACAAUUUGCUGACAUCAUCAGUACGAGACGACUGGAUCCCCGUGUUGUUGAACGUAGCCGAUGCAACAGUCACAGUCAUCAAAGAGAAGGAGGAAGAGGAAGUCCUGGUGGAGUGUCGUGUGCGAUUCCUGUCUUUCAUGGGAGUAGGAAAGGAUGUGCAUUCAUUCGCGUUCAUCAUGGACUCUGGGAACCAGCACUUUGAGUGUCAUGUUUUUUGGUGUGAACCCAAUGCGGGCAGCGUGUCUGAGGCUGUUCAGGCAGCGUGCAUGUUGAGAUAUCAAAAGUGUCUGGUGGCACGCCCUCCAUCUCAGAAAGCCUGCUCACAGGCUCCCCCUGCUGAUUCAGUCACACGCCGAGUUUCCACUAGCGUCAAACGCGGCGUUCUUUCACUCAUCGACACGCUCAAACAGAAAAGACCGGUCACUGAGCUGCCUCAGUGAUCUGACCAACAAGCACGCAUACUCACUCUCACGCUCUGCAUGCUUAGAAAUACCAGAAUGUUCUGUACAUAGCUGCCAAGCAAUUGAUGGAGCCGAAGAGGAAAUCAAUGGCGAAAACUGUGUGAAAGUGAAACCACAUGUUGGGGAUGAGCGAUCAAAUGAGCCAAUGCCAAGAAAACCCAUCCUUUACUUGCACAAGUACACACACACACCUAAUCCUUCAUCUUCAGCCGCUCUCUUCAGUCAUGUGUGUAUCUGCAUGGAAAGCCACGCCUCUCCAACAUGACACAAACUAGCAGGCUACACCCAUCUUUAAACACCAGGUGGACAAAGCCUGCCCGGAGUUUUUAAGCAUAAUUGAGCGGAGAACUACUUUAGUUUAUGUAAUACAGCUGCUUCACCAGAGCUUCAUUGUGGAUGUAGCUGCUAGACAAUACGACUAGAGGAGCUUGAUACUGCUACUGAAGGAUGUUUGGCACUUUCCAUGAAUACAGUUUGGUGUCCCAUUACUUUUAAAGCAUUAGAGUCCCAAGUUCAAUGCUACUUGUUGUGACAACUGUCGGAUACUAUUGGAUUCCAUUUAUCCAGUUCAACCAUUCAACCCUGUUAUGGAAGUUAAAGGGAUAGUUCACCAAAAAAAUGAACAUUCUGUCAUCAUUUACUCACUCUCAUGUUAUUACAAACCUGUAUACAUUUCUUUAUUCUAAUGCAUACAAAGUAAGAUGUUGUGAGUAAAUGUUUGUAACCAAACAAUUUAAGAGUCCCAUUCACUUCCAUAGUAUUCUUUUUCCUACUAUGCAAGUGAAUGGGGCUCAUGAUCGGUUGGUUACAAACAUUCCUCAAAAUAUCUUUCUUCAUGUUCAUCAGAACAAAGAAAUUUGUAAAGGUUUGUAACAUAGACUGUAAAAAAAAGAUGGACGACACCCGUUCGCUCUCUUCCAUUGGUGGAUACGGCACUGACAUCUUGGCUCUUGAGUCUGCGCAGUAGAGUUUUCGGGACCAGUCCUGCGCAGUAGUGAGCAGGAAGUAAAGCCGCGAAAUCAAGGCCUCGCCAUCGCUCUCAAAGUUAACGCAUAUCACAGCUGUCAAUCAUGGCAUGACACCACCAUUUUUAUAUCAUUAACUCUUUCACCGCCAGCGUUUUAAAAAAAAAUUUGCCAGCCAGUGCCAGCGUUUUUCAUGAUUUUCACAAAAGUUUAAUGCCUUCCAGAAAAUGUUCUUCUUCAAAUAUAUAAACAUACAAUAUACCAUAUGAAAGAACAGACCCUCUGCUUUCAAACAAAAAAAAACCGUUUCAUCCUACCUUUAGUAGUUCUUUUGUAAUCAGCUUUUGAAUAUGGGUAGGUUUCUGCAAAAACGCCACAUUUUGAGCAAAAAGCAGAGAUAAUUCCAUUAUUGUGACGGACUUUUCAUAGAGAUCCCAUUCAGAGCGAUCUUUAAAACAGACACCGACAUGCAGCAGCUUGCCAUAGGGCAAUACUUCCGGGUUUAAAAAGUUGCGGAAGAGCGCCACCUAGUGGAUAAUAGCGGUAUUGCGGAAAGACGGAAAUACUCGUCAUUGGCGGGGAAGCGUUUUCUCUUGAUUGACGAGAUAUCUCGUCAAUGGCUGGGAAAGAGUUAAAUAACUAAAAACAAACUUAUUUUAAAAACAAACACUUGUAUUUACAUCAGCGUGAUAAAAACUACAUUAAAUGACAGAAACCAGCUUCGGUAAAAAGAUAAUUGAAGUGUAAUUAGUUGCGGUAUAUGUAUAUGUUUUAAUGAUGCUUCAUUUGCAUCAUUCUUAAUGUUUUGUAUGUUUUAUUUAUUUAUUUUUUUUAUUGUGAUGUCUCUAUGGACCUUUGUGUCUUGAAUAAAGUUGAUAUAAUUAAAUUGUUUAGUUGGUCUCAUAGAUAUAUACACUAGAUGUCGCCUUGGCGGCGGUUUUGACGCAUGCUCAGAGCCCCAUCUUAGAACAGGGGUCUUGUCAUAGGAAGUAUCUAGGUUAAGCUGCCAUCUCUGCCUGUACUUCGAAUUCAUGGACGAUGUUGGACUUUUGUGCUGCGUAUGGAUGUUAGGCCUACUAGCACUAUGCAUUGCAGUUAGAAAAAGUAAAUUUUCAUAAAAUCAAAACUUUAACUUUUUCCUGGACUAAAUGCUAAAUACAUGUCUGACUGUUGAAACGAACCAAAAGAAAACCAAGAAAAUCGCGUUCACGACGAUUUAUGGUGAUUUUAUUUCCGUUACACUAUUGCCUACAAUGACGCUGAUGCGGGGUUCCCCUGUUUCAAGAUGGCGGCUUUGUUUGACGCAUUCGGUCCAAUGAACUGCCGUAGCCAAGGCGACAUCUAGUGUACAUAUCUUUGAGUUGGUCUCAAGUCUCAUUGAAUAACAUGGAGGAGGCAGGGUUUAUGAUAGGUCAAUGAAACCAAUGGGUUUCAGGGCUUGUGCGGCACGCUUGGUUUGUAACAACAUGAGAGUGAGAAUAUGAUGACACAAUUUAGAUUUUUAGGUGAACUAUCCCUUUAAUACACAAUUUUUCUCAUUUAUAUAUCAGAAAUAUGUUUAUCAGUAAUCACAAACCCAUCAUUUAUUCUCUGUUAAAAAAAUAGUUGGAUCAACUUAAAAAGUAAGGGUCAUGCCUGUACACAAUAGGUAAAUUACAGGGUUGAAAGAAUAAAAACAGGAUAAGUAACAGGGUUGAAAAUAUUGACUUUAUUUUAACAACACCUUAUUUGUCAACACUGUUAAAUAGAUUUGUUGGUUCAUCUUAAAAAAGUAAGGGUUCGUGCUGCCUUGAAAUAUUGAGUUGAAAAAUGUUAAGUCAAUUUAUAUUUUUAAGUUAAAUUAACAUCUCAAGGCAGCACGAACCCUUACUAAAGGGCUCGUUAUAGUUGUGUGUAGGUCUUACGGCGUAGGUUACGCGUCGGUUUUCAUUUAUACUUCAUAUCGUCCGCCUCGACGUGCAAACGCACAUGCAGACCGCUGAUAGGCAGUAUCCACGCGUGUUACCACAGUAGUAGCGCGACCAUCAAUGAAGAAGCAGCUUGGCAAGUUUAACCCACAAGUGAAGAAGAAACAGCAAUUUGUUGUGUAUGUUUUGAGUUGACCAGCAGUGAUGGAAGUAAAUAAACAGUGACUAAUGUUGCAGUUUGAGUUAAAUCACUCCUCAACUUGGUCCAUCUUUGUUCACACCAUCGCAAAUGGAAAUACCUGCCUUUCUAUAUCUGCGUUUACACCAGCCGCGGUAGAGGCGUCAAGCAUGAGUGAUUUCAAUGUUAAGUCAAUGUGAAGACGCGUUGACGCGCGUCUGGAGGUCUCGCGGCGCGGAUGAGGCGUUUGGCGCGGUAGACGCAAUUCCGCCUCGUUCGCGCGAAUUGAGCGAAUGGCGCGGUACACGCAAAUGGUGCUUUUUGUGCAUUUUGCGUCUGACGCGAAUUUGCGGAUGACGACCGAGUUGAAAAAUGUAAACUUUGGCGGAUUUUCGCGCCGCGUUAACCAAUCGGGAGCCUGCUUGCUGCUGUGGCGGCAGCCCCGCCCGGAGUCACUCAUUCAGCAUGAAGGCUUGAUAUUGUCCGUGAGCAGUCACCUGGAGCUAUACAACACAAGUUCUUAUUUCUAUAGAGACAGGAAUAAAAAGGACCUCGCUUGAAAGAGUGUCAGUGAGGACAUUGGGCAACCUGGUAAGUUGUAAAUACACAUUUAACUUUUGAGUCACGUGACGUUUAUUGACCCGCGCCGCCUAUAGUAAGGUGACCAAAUACAAACCGGUAACUCUCUCGAUAAACGCACAAUCAACAUUAGCCAUCUUGCAAACAGACAACGGCAUAGCACUUGCUCCUCCCACAAGAAGCGGAUUUUGCCUCUGACGCGCGUCAAAUGCUUGCUUUUUCCACGCGUCUACUUCGCUCUCGACGCGCGAAUGCAUUCAAACUGUUCAAGCGGCAAACUAGGCGCGGUAGACGCGAUUUUGACGCCUGAAACGCAGUUGGUGUAAACGCAGCAUUAGAACUGACGUGCUGUUGAAAAUUUGGCAAGGUGCACAACAGGCUACGCAGAGGCUUUAGAUAACUUACGACGUAGACCUUACGCACAACUAUAAAUUGGACUUAAUUUGAACCAACAAAUCUUUUUUUACAGUGUUGACAAAUUAGGUGUUAUUAAAAUGAAGUUUAAUUUAGCCAAAUGUUACUUCUGAUCCUGAUUUUAUUCUUUCAACCCUGCUAUUAUUUUGGCAGUUUUUAAAAUGUAAACCUUUUGUACCAUAUUCAUGGAAAGUGCCGUUUAUAAGUGUCAUAUUGUUGCAAUCUAUUAUAAAUGCAAACAUUGGUCAUGCAAACAAAAAAAUGAUGGAUAAGAAGAAGUGAUACCACAAGACCCAAACGUUGCAAUUGGGAGAGGUUGCCAUUAAAAUAACUCUUCACUGGACUUGCUUCACAUAAGAAGGCUCAGAAAAGAUGCCAAUGUGAAAUGAACAGCAUGUGAAAAUGAAACACAAAUACAUUGAUGGAUCAAACAUCCCAAUAGACUUGCCCUGCAUCGACACUGUUAAUGCAAAAGGGUGUAACCUGUUCAGUUUGGUGUGUAGAUGUAAUGUACGAAUGUGCUUUUUUAUAUUUCCAAAGUGAAUUUGCCUUUUUCCUUUGAAAGAGGGAAUUUUGUGUGGAAGAAUUGAUGCAAGUGUAAUACAGAAAGAAGGAAGAACUUUUGCUCAGAGCCAAACGGUUCAAUCAUGUUAAAAUUGUGCUUCGACCCCCAGCGUUGCACUCACGUACUAAAGAAACACAACUGUGUUCUGCUUCACUCACUACGCUCUUUGACAAGGUCGCAUCUGACCGAAAGCCUCAAAAAUACCCGACCAAUACGGCUUUGCAGCACAUCCAGGUUAGUGAAGGAACUCCAGUGUCUGUGAAGAGCUGAUUCAGUUUGGGCGUCUUUGCUUUUGGAUGCCACUGGUGUCCUGGUAAUGCUUCACAUCUGUUAGUCACUGUUUGGGUUUGGUCAGUGGUGUGCCACUUGUAGUCCUAGACUUAACACCCUUUCUCGGGUUUUGAAGAGUCACUUAUGUGUGUACAUACAGUAUCUAUAUAUAACAAAUGUCAUAUCAUAAGCCUUUAUUUUUAGAAUAUCAAAUGCUUUUAUUUUGUAAUGUUUUUUGGGCAUACUUGCCUUGGCAUGUGUAGUGAUCUCAUUUCAUUUGGCCAUACUGUAAAAAAAAUCAUUGUAUGUGUUGUAGAUAAACCAACGGGCAAAACAGAAACGUGAAGAGUGGAUGAUGGUGGUGAUUGUGUGAAUAUGAAUUUAUUUUGUGGUCCUUUUUGGAAAGCUAACUGUUGGAGAGGAGAUGUGAAUUUGUGUCUUAUCUAUGCAUUCUUUUAGAGGACGGUUUAAGAAAAAAGAGACACAUUGCCUUGCAUGUCCUGGGACAGUUUAAGAAGAACUGUAUUGAACAAAAAUGAUAUUUUUUAUUUUAUUUAUUCUAUUUUAUAUUGGUAUAUAUACUGGUCUCACUGUAUCAUGCUCGGACACUCAAAUCGCUGUAUUCUGGAAAUAAGGAAAGUCAAUCUAAAGCAUUGUACAUACAGUUACACCCUAAAAAUGUUGUGUAAUCUCAGAUGCUGCUGUCCAUAAUAACAAAUAGCUUUUGUAAGGCCUAUAAGAUACAAACAUUAGAUAACAGGUAUAGCUUCAAUACAUUUUAUUCCAAAAUAUAUCUCUGACGGCCAAUAGGAGAAACGUUUGUCGAGAUUGUUAUGAAUCUGUGCGGUGUAGAUGUGUUUCGCGAGCUCCUUCAAUCAUAAUCCAUGUAUUUUGACUAUACACAAGGUCAUCACAACUUAGUUUUCACCCAGCAGAUAAUCACAGUACGAGAUGAUGAAAUAACUAUCGUCUGUAUAAGUGUGUGUUAUAAUGAACCGGCACAAAUCAAUCUGCCUGUGUGCUGCACCUCCUCUGUCUUCUUUUUGCAAGUUUUUCUUUCUAUGUGAAUUUCAAUUAGCGAUACGAUGUAGUAGGAGAUGUGUUGUUUUGGACAAUUCAGUGUAUUUUUUCUCUGAGGAUUUGUUGGUAAAUUAUACUUUAUUUUUACAAUAUUAUCUUAGUGGCAAAGUCAGCUGCUAAAUGCAAAACCAGAAAGACGGAGGAGGCUUAUGGGUAAUGUAGUGCAGUACAGUAAUUUAGUAUAGAAACAUCAGACUUAUCAUGUUAUCCAAGAGUAGUGUACUGUUUGACCUUAGUGUUCCUGCAUGGUGAAACACUCUUUUCGGGGGAAAUAUCAUCACAAGGAUUAAAUAUAACACUCUCCUGGUAUAAUGCACACAAACAGACGUUUUUGUGGAAAUGGCUUAAUCUGCUCUACACUAAUUUGUACACCAUAUAAAUGUAAACUGUUGUGAAAAUAAAUGGCAUAUCACAAAUACAUCAAAAGAUUUA